CACCGAAAGCGCUUUGCAGACCCUCUUCCUCUUCCUCCAACCUGCUGUUCCUGUGAAGGCUGGCUCGUCUUGGUUCCGGCUUGUGAUACCCCAUUUCUUUGUUUCCUUUUUCCCUCGUCCAUUGCAAAAAUCGAAGCAAGAUGCAGCGCGCAUUGACUUCCCGUGCCCGCGCCUCGGCCCUGUCCGGCGCUUACAAGUACCGAUCUGGAGGUAGCCUGGGUCAGCAACUUCGGUUUGCUCACAAGGAACUCAAGUUCGGUGUCGAGGGCCGUGCUGCUCUCCUGGCUGGUGCCGAUACUCUGGCCAAGGCUGUUGCUACCACUCUUGGUCCCAAGGGCCGAAACGUCCUGAUCGAGUCCAGCUUCGGCUCCCCCAAGAUUACCAAGGACGGUGUUACUGUCGCCAAGGCCAUCAGCCUCAAGGACAAGUUUGAGAACCUCGGCGCCAAGCUGAUACAAGAUGUUGCUUCCAAGACCAACGAGACUGCUGGUGACGGCACCACCAGUGCCACCGUCCUAGCCCGUGCCAUCUUCUCCGAGACCGUCAAGAACGUUGCUGCUGGCUGCAACCCCAUGGACCUGCGCCGUGGUAUCCAGGCUGCUGUCGACUCCGUCGUCGACUUCCUGCAGAAGAACACCCGUGACAUCACCACCAGCGAGGAGGUUGCUCAGGUCGCCACUAUCAGUGCCAACGGUGACCACCACGUUGGCAAGCUGAUUGCCAAUGCCAUGGAGAAGGUUGGCAAGGAGGGUGUCAUCACCGUCAAGGAGGGCAAGACCCUGCAGGACGAGCUUGAGGUCACUGAGGGUAUGCGAUUCGACCGCGGUUAUGUUUCCCCCUACUUCAUCACCGACGCCAAGUCUGGCAAGGUUGAGUUUGAGAACCCUCUGAUCCUCCUCUCCGAGAAGAAGAUCUCUGCUGUCCAGGACAUCAUCCCCGCUCUCGAGGCCUCUACCCAGCUCCGCCGCCCCCUUGUCAUCGUUGCCGAGGAUAUUGACGGCGAGGCUCUGGCCGUCUGCAUUCUGAACAAGCUCCGUGGCCAGCUCCAGGUCGCCGCCGUCAAGGCCCCCGGCUUCGGUGACAACCGCAAGUCCAUCCUUGGCGAUCUUGCCGUCCUGACCAACGGAACUGUCUUCUCUGACGAGCUUGACAUCAAGCUUGAGAAGGCCACCCCCGACAUGCUGGGUUCCACCGGCUCCAUCACCAUCACCAAGGAGGACACCAUCCUUCUCAACGGUGAGGGCAGCAAGGAUGCCAUCUCUCAGCGAUGCGAGCAGAUCCGUGGUGUCAUUGCUGACCCCACCACCUCUGAGUACGAGAAGGAGAAGCUCCAGGAGCGUCUGGCCAAGCUGUCUGGCGGUGUUGCCGUCAUCAAGGUUGGUGGCUCCUCCGAGGUUGAGGUCGGUGAGAAGAAGGACCGAUUCGUCGAUGCCCUGAACGCCACCCGCGCUGCCGUUGAGGAGGGUAUCCUGCCUGGUGGUGGCACUGCCUUGAUCAAGGCCUCUUCCCAGGCCCUGAACGACGUCAAGGCUGCCAACUUUGACCAGCAGCUCGGCAUUACCAUUGUCAAGAACGCCAUCACCCGACCCGCCCGAACCAUCAUCGAGAACGCCGGUCUGGAGGGCUCCGUCGUCGUUGGCAAGCUCACCGACGAGUACGGCAGCGACUUCAACCGCGGUUUCGACAGCGCCAAGGGUGAGUACGUCGACAUGAUCCAGGCCGGUAUCCUUGAUCCCCUCAAGGUUGUCCGCACUGGUCUCAUUGAUGCCAGCGGUGUUGCUUCUCUGCUGGGUACCACUGAGGUUGCCAUCGUCGAGGCCCCUGAGGAGCGACCUGCUGGUCCUCCCAUGGGCGGCAUGGGCGGCAUGGGAGGAAUGGGUGGCAUGAUGUAAGAUGUCACUACAAGAAGAAAAGAAAAAAACGGAACAGGAAAUGAUGUAUAAAAACUAUUCUAUGACGGGGCAUGGUUUCCGGUGUUAUACUAGAAGGACGGUUCAAGUGGCCUACUACCCAUCUCCCCUCACUCCAUCUUCCUCUCGAUCUGCCUGUCCAUCUAUUACAGCUGAGCUUUGAGCUUGUCCCGUCUCCAUGAUGAGCGGGCGAGCCGGGUCUUGCUGUCUAUGUAUUGUAUUGUAGCGCUCCUGGCCAUGUACCACUACCAAAAAAAGGGAUAAUAACGAAUGAAAUGUUUUUAACGAG
Messenger RNA from Trichoderma virens Gv29-8, 2199 nucleotides. RefSeq lists its product as uncharacterized. The coding region runs from base 141 to 1892 and encodes 583 amino acids. NCBI's taxonomy places the organism in Eukaryota, Fungi, Ascomycota, Sordariomycetes, Hypocreales, Hypocreaceae. The transcript is spliced from 3 exons. Gene Ontology annotation, cellular component: mitochondrial matrix; mitochondrial inner membrane. Gene Ontology annotation, molecular function: protein-folding chaperone binding; ATP binding; ATP-dependent protein folding chaperone. Gene Ontology annotation, biological process: mitochondrial unfolded protein response; apoptotic mitochondrial changes; protein import into mitochondrial intermembrane space. The record is from RefSeq and is a predicted model, not a curated record.